AUGGAGAACGGACUCGAAGUCUUCGAUUUCAAAGAAGAAGACGAGACAGCUGAAUUAGCAGCUGGUAAAUUCAUAGGCAAGUUCAAAAACCCUAGCCUCGACAAUCCCGCCAUUUUGAAGUACCAGUUUCUCGAAUGCGUUGCUCAGGAAUGUGAUGUUCCUAAAAUCGAAACUGGCAGUUUAGUUUGUGUAGAAGCUGAUGCUAUUGACUGUGAUAAUGCUGGUGCUUAUGUUCAGUCCGGAACUGUUGGAGGGGACUUAAACACUGACGAAGGAAAUUCUGGUUCUGAUGCUGCUCCUCAGUUAACUUGUUUAAGUCAUGAACAAGAUCCUUGUUUUCGGGCAGAUGAUUUUGAAUCGAAAGGGCUUUUCAGUGAACACGAGAAAAGAAUUUCAUGCCAUGAACCACCUUUGCUUGGGAAAAGUCAAUUAGAUUGUGGCAUUAGACAUUGUCCUCCGUCCAGUAGUGAAUCUGUUGAUGAGAAAUUAGAUGUUGAUGACCACAUGAAGGAGUGCUCUCCAUCAAGCCCCACUCCUGACAUCGCAGAGGCUGGCGCGAGCAAGAUGGCUACUGUUCAGUUAUAUACAUAUUUUGAGAAAGAAAAGGGUGGCAUUGAUAUCAUUGUUGAUUAUGUUGUGUACCGUGGUAAAUAUUGUGCUGGGUGUCUGGUGACCUUUUCUUAUGAUGGCAUUAAAAUAAACGGUACAAUUGCUCAUGGAGAUGAAGGAACCUUUAGCCUCAAAACAGGAAUUGAUGACAUUGUUAGUAUUGAGUCUCAGAAUCUUCAAAGAUUUGAAACUGUAACAAUUAAGCUUCGCAUACUUUCAAAGGAUGCAGUACAAGCUGAUAACGGAUAUGGCAUGUCAGGUGUUGAGGAGUUGGAGGUUGCUGUUGUUGAGCCAAAUUGGUCUAGGAAAUGGGAAGAGAUUACAUAUCUGAAUGUGAAGUACUCGGCACUACUGAGCGUUAUACAUGAUACGGGUAUUGCAAUGGAUGGAGGAGUGGAAUUACUUCAACAGAGGCGUUAUUUCCCAAGUUUUGAUGCAGAGUUCGAAGAUGUUAUCUAUCCAAAAGGGGAUUCAGAUGCAGUUUCCAUUAGUAAGAGAGAUGUUGAUCUAUUACAACCAGAGACUUUCAUCAAUGAUACAAUUAUUGACUUUUACAUUAAGAAGCUUGCUGAUCUUGACAAAGAUCCAUCUAGUGUGAAAGAUGGUAGAGCUGCUUUUUUACGCGUCCAUAAAUGGACCAGAAAAGUGGAUGUAUUUGGAAAAGACUACAUUUUCAUCCCUGUAAAUUUCAAUCUUCACUGGAGUUUAUUAGUAAUAUGCCAUCCUGGUGAAGUAGCUGGUGUGAAAGAAGAAGACACAGAAAAAUCUGUCAAAGUACCAUGUAUAUUGCAUAUGGAUUCUAUCAAAGGAACUCAUGCAGGUCUCAAAAAUCUUGUUCAAAGAUAUUUAUGGGAAGAGUGGAAAGAGAGGCAAAAGGACUCAUCAGAAGACAUGUCUUCAAAAUUCUUGAAUUUGCGGUUCGUCCCACUUGAGAAAGGUGCAUUUUGUAUUCUGCAAGAUAGUGAACAGAAUCUUGGCAAUACAUGGGAGUUGGAUUGCUCCUAUGCCUUGGACUAUGCUAUGUUUAGUCACAUGCUGUUACUUUUCCCUUGUGUUUCUUCCUUUAAUGAACAGCUCAAUGGGGAUUGGUUUCCUCCUGCUGAAGCUUCUCUCAAGCGAACUCUUAUCCAGAGGCUAAUUUCUGAGCUGCUUCAAAAUCGUUCUCUGGAAGUUUCUUCUGGUGGUUGCAGUGAUGAACCACAGCCUAAUUUUCCAGAAAUUGAUGCGAAAGAAUCUGGAUUGGAGCUUGUUUCAGACAGACGCACUCCUGGUGGAGCUUGCCGUGUUAAUUUAUCAAGUUCUGACCCUGGCCAGGGCAUUGAAAUUACUCUAUUGGAAGCAUCUUCUGGAAUUUUUGAGCCAGGAGUUGCUGCUGGACCAUUACUUGCACAGUGUCCAUCCUUUGACCAGCCUUCGUCUUAUUACCACCUUAAUGGUGCUAUGUCACAGAUAGAGCAGGAUGAUACAGAAACUGGGGAGCAGUUUAUGUAUUUCCCUUCCGGAGAUACUGUUUUUCAGCAAAUUGCAGGAAUGACACCUCAAGAUGGUUCCAUGCCAUGUCCUUUUAGAGGUUUUGAGGCUGAUGAUUCUUGGAAUCCAGGGAUUUCUUUGCAAGCAGGUGACAAUGAUUCAUCUUCAGACAUGUCAGACUGUGCCUCCGAUGAUUCAGAUGUGGGAAUCAUUGAAAAUUGUCCAGUUAAGGAAGAUGUAGGUCAAUGUCAAAAAGAGAAAUUUGAUCAACAAAGAUCCCCUUUGAUGGAAGACGUUGGGUGCCUUGCUUCUGCCUCUUGUGAGAUGCUCGAGAAUUCUACCUUUGGAGGUAUACAGAACCUUGAAGGUACCGAUGAUGUUGACAGGAUUCAUGAUGGCAAUGAGAUUGACCACCUUGCCUCUGGUCAGGGAAAUUUUUCAACGUCACUGCAAAGAGACCCUGACUUGGUAGAGAAUGUAUUGCAUCAAGAUUUGGAAAAGCCAGAGGUCACUCAGGAUGAUAUGCAAACAAUUGAAGGUAUACAUAACCUUGAAGGUAUGGACGAUGCUGACAGGAUUCGUUAUGGCAAUGAGAAUGCCAACCCUGCCUCUUGUCAGGAAAAUUUAUCUGCAUCAUUGCAAGAAGACCACGCUUUGGUAGAGAAUGGAUUGCAUCAAGAUUUGCAAAAGACUGAGGUAACUGAGAAUGAUGUGCAAUUGAUUGGUGAUGAUGUGAUGUUAGUAGAAUCAGAUGAACAGCAAGCUGCAAAGAGGCGCAGGCUUACACCUCCCCAUGAAGCUGAAGGAGGUAUCAUCAGAAGCCUGUCAAAGGAUCUGGAUUUGUGA
Molecule: messenger RNA, 2925 nt
Organism: Dovyalis caffra
Lineage: Eukaryota; Viridiplantae; Streptophyta; Magnoliopsida; Malpighiales; Salicaceae
Source: the annotation of a GenBank genome assembly